CUAAGGGAGCGGACAGAAGAAUGCCGUCUCCAUGACAACCGCCAGCAGAGUCACCUGCUGAGCCGCUGGAAAGUGACUUGAGGAAGUGACCGGAGGCCUCGGCUGCGACAUUUGUGGAAGUAAGUGGAUUACAGAAAAAUGGAAAUUGAGCAAGAGGACAUGUCACCAGAGACCGCAUUUGAAAAGGACCCCUUUCAGAUGACAGUAGAAGAUGUGUACGAUAUCUCACAUGUUAUAGGCAGAGAUCUUAUGAAGAUCAGCAAAGAAGCCCAGGGUGUGACGGACCUUGUGGCUGAUCUUCAGUUUAAGAUUGUCCGUAUUCUGGAAGUCCUGGAGACACUGGUGAACCAAUCAAGUCUUGUUACAGAGGAGAUGAAGAUGGAAAGGGAUAAUCUAAAGGGUGAGGUGGAAAGACUGAUGAGAAAAAGCCCUCCAGCAGAUCAGACUGACCUUGGACCAGACAAGAUGGUUAUAGAUCUCACAGACCCAAACCGGCCACGAUUUACAUUACACGAGCUAAGGGAGGUGCUGCAGGAGCGGAACAAGUUGAAGGUUCAGCUCUUGGUUGCACAAGAUGAAUUGCAGUGCUAUAAAAGUGGGAUCAUUCCUCCAACUGAGGACCACAUUGUGACAUUGGAAAAUGAAUCCAUAAUCACCACUUCACCUAGGCCGAACGACAGCAGCAAAGAGAAGUCAACUAUAAGACGCCUGUUUUCUCCCUUCAAACAAGAAAAGCAAGCACAACAGUAAUGCUGUUUUCAGUAUUUUUACCCUGGGUAUUUUUACUACAAGUUCACUACUUAAGGGGGUUGUUCACCCAUGGAGACAUUUUGGGCAGGACCUGCGGAGGGAACCAUACUUAUCUGAUCCUUGCCACUGGGUUCCAGCUCCUUUGCUUCCCUGCCACUGCCGCAGCUCUCUGGUCUUCCCACGUCAGGAUCUGGCUUGAUGUGGGUCACUUGGCUGCUGCAGCCAAUUAAUGCCCGCAGCGGUAACGUGUCCCCAUGUGUCACCUGACCCAGUGACAUGACAGAUGGAGCACUGACCCUGACAAAUGUUAGGUAUUGAUUUAUCCCAGGCUGAGGCUAUAUUACCUAUAUUCACAUUUAACUAUUUGGUGCGUCAACUUAUUAAGACUUCACCCAUAUUUUUGUAAUUAAAACCUUUGCGAUUGUUAAAAACCCAAUAGUAUCUAUUUCAGCCCAUGAGUGGGAGUGCGUGCGCUACCCGCAACCCCUCUUUGUAUCACUAUUUUGCUGACAGCAUGUGCUCCUAUUACUAGCAGUAGAUCGCUAUUAAAGGGAAUCUGUCAGCUCCGAAAUCCCCCCCCCCCCAACUAGAGUAAGUGGUGUGUAGUGUAAGUGGUGCUGAGUCCGCUUAUGUAAUUUUUAUCUUCAUACUCAUUUGCAUUCCGACGCUGUGCUACAAACCAGCAGUGAUAAGACUCCUCCUGGAGUCCUCUCCAUUAUGUGUAUGGGCACAGGAGUCCUCUUACUGCUG
Messenger RNA from Bufo bufo (common toad), 1500 nucleotides. It is a transcript of the gene RILPL2, whose product is annotated as Rab interacting lysosomal protein like 2. Gene Ontology annotation, cellular component: ciliary basal body; cytoplasm. The record is from RefSeq and is a predicted model, not a curated record. Gene Ontology annotation, molecular function: protein dimerization activity. The transcript is spliced from 5 exons. Gene Ontology annotation, biological process: cilium assembly. Bases 139 to 750 code for a protein of 203 amino acids. NCBI's taxonomy places the organism in Eukaryota, Metazoa, Chordata, Amphibia, Anura, Bufonidae.